AUGAAAAUUUCGGGUUGUCACACUCCAAGCCGACGAUCUUCUCUGCUGGCGUCUCCUUUCUCCCUCUUCAACCUGGAGAAUAAAGAUUAUGUAAAAUUUAGGAACGUAGAUUUGAGCACAUUUGAUGAGAAAUAUGCUCUUUUGUUUUGGGAUUCCGUUGCCAUUAGAGAUCAUAUUAUGACGCCAUUACAGUUUCAAAACAAUAGCAAUCCAAACGAAGAAAAUGUGGAGGGAAAAGGAGAUAGUGAUGAUAUCAAUUUAGAUGAUGAUGUUGACCCUCUUUUUCCUAGCUUCCAUUAA
This is a messenger RNA of Lactuca saligna, 300 nucleotides long. NCBI's taxonomy places the organism in Eukaryota, Viridiplantae, Streptophyta, Magnoliopsida, Asterales, Asteraceae. The record is from the annotation of a GenBank genome assembly.